Callorhinus ursinus (northern fur seal) is the source of this 792-nucleotide messenger RNA. RefSeq names its product GS homeobox 1 (gene GSX1). Lineage: Eukaryota; Metazoa; Chordata; Mammalia; Carnivora; Otariidae. Gene Ontology annotation, cellular component: nucleus. Gene Ontology annotation, biological process: regulation of DNA-templated transcription. Gene Ontology annotation, molecular function: DNA-binding transcription factor activity, RNA polymerase II-specific; sequence-specific double-stranded DNA binding. The record is from RefSeq and is a predicted model, not a curated record.
AUGCCGCGCUCCUUCCUGGUGGACUCGCUGGUGCUGCGCGAGGCAGGCGAGAAGAAGGCCCCGGAGGGCAGCCCGCCGCCGCUCUUUCCCUACGCCGUGCCCCCGCCGCACGCGCUGCACGGCCUCUCGCCCGGCGCCUGCCACGCGCGCAAGGCCGGGCUGCUGUGCGUGUGCCCCCUUUGCGUCACCGCCUCGCAGCUGCACGGGCCCCCUGGGCCGCCCGCGCUGCCUCUGCUCAAGGCAUCCUUCCCGCCCUUCGGCUCGCAGUACUGCCACGCGCCCCUAGGCCGCCAGCACUCGGCCGUGUCGCCCGGGGUCGCUCACGGCCCCGCUGCCGCCGCUGCCGCCGCCGCGCUCUACCAGACCUCCUAUCCGCUGCCCGACCCCAGGCAGUUCCACUGCAUCUCCGUGGACAGCAGCUCCAACCAGCUGCCCAGCAGCAAGAGGAUGCGCACCGCGUUCACCAGCACGCAGCUACUAGAGCUGGAGCGCGAGUUCGCCUCUAACAUGUACCUGUCCCGCCUGCGCCGCAUUGAGAUCGCCACCUACCUGAAUCUGUCCGAGAAGCAGGUGAAGAUCUGGUUCCAGAACCGCCGGGUGAAGCACAAGAAGGAGGGCAAAGGCAGCAACCACCGCGGCGGCGGCGGGAGCGCGGGCGCGGGCACUGGCGCACCGCAAAGCUGCAAAUGCGCGUCGCUCUCCUCAGCCAAGUGCUCCGAGGAUGACGACGAAUUGCCCAUGUCUCCGUCCUCUUCGGGGAAAGAUGACCGGGAUCUCACGGUCACUCCCUAG